Molecule: messenger RNA, 2711 nt
Organism: Chinchilla lanigera (long-tailed chinchilla)
Lineage: Eukaryota; Metazoa; Chordata; Mammalia; Rodentia; Chinchillidae
Gene: Gabpb1
Product: GA binding protein transcription factor, beta subunit 1
Biological process (GO): positive regulation of transcription by RNA polymerase II
Cellular component (GO): nucleus
Molecular function (GO): transcription cis-regulatory region binding; protein binding
Source: RefSeq, a predicted model, not a curated record
UCGGGGUCGGGGUCGGGGCCGGGCCGCGGGGCUGCCGAAGCGGGCCGCGCGCCGUGCAGAGAGUUUUUAAGUUUUGUCCUUGGACUCUGCUUUGCGGGCUCAAGUCAGGAUAUUGAUGCUCUACCGUUGCUACUUACGACAGCCAGCGAUUGACUGGCUUCACUGUGUAAGGAGCAGAUGUCCCUGGUAGAUUUGGGAAAGAAGCUUUUAGAAGCGGCACGAGCAGGUCAAGAUGAUGAAGUUCGUAUUUUGAUGGCAAAUGGCGCUCCUUUCACCACAGACUGGCUGGGAACAUCUCCACUGCACCUGGCAGCACAGUAUGGCCACUACUCCACCACAGAGGUGCUGCUCCGAGCCGGUGUGAGCAGGGAUGCCAGAACCAAGGUUGACCGGACGCCGUUGCACAUGGCAGCCUCCGAGGGCCACGCCAGCAUUGUAGAGGUCUUGCUUAAGCACGGUGCUGACGUCAAUGCAAAAGAUAUGUUAAAGAUGACAGCUCUACAUUGGGCCACAGAACACAAUCAUCAAGAAGUGGUGGAACUUUUAAUCAAAUAUGGUGCUGAUGUACACACGCAGAGUAAAUUUUGUAAAACUGCAUUUGAUAUUUCAAUAGACAAUGGAAAUGAAGAUUUAGCAGAGAUAUUACAGAUCGCUAUGCAGAACCAAAUCAACACCAACCCGGAGAGCCCUGACACUGUGACGAUACACGCUGCGACACCACAGUUUAUCAUCGGACCUGGAGGGGUGGUGAACCUAACAGGUCUGGUAUCUUCAGAAAAUUCAUCCAAGGCAACAGAUGAAACGGGUGUGUCUGCUGUCCAGUUUGGAAACUCCUCUACAUCAGUAUUAGCUACAUUAGCUGCCUUAGCUGAAGCUUCUGCCCCAUUGUCCAAUUCUUCAGAAACUCCAGUAGUGGCCACGGAGGAGGUGGUUACAGCAGAGUCCGUGGAUGGUGCAAUUCAGCAGGUGGUCAGCUCAGGGGGUCAGCAGGUCAUCACCAUCGUUACAGAUGGGAUCCAGCUUGGAAACUUGCACUCUAUCCCGACCAGUGGGAUAGGCCAGCCCAUCAUUGUGACCAUGCCAGAUGGACAGCAAGUGUUAACAGUGCCUGCAACAGAUAUCGCUGAAGAAACCGUUAUAAGUGAAGAGCCGCCGGCUAAGAGACAAUGUAUUGAAAUUAUUGAAAACCGGGUGGAAUCUGCAGAAAUAGAAGAGAGAGAAGCUCUUCAGAAACAGCUGGAUGAAGCAAAUCGAGAAGCACAGAAAUACCGACAGCAACUUCUUAAGAAAGAGCAGGAAGCAGAGGCCUACAGACAGAAGCUAGAAGCUAUGACUCGUCUUCAGACUAACAAAGAAGCUGUCUGAUCGAAACAGAGAUGUAAUUUGAUUUCACUCUUGGUCAGAAAGCAUGCAGUCUCGAACUGUACACAGCCAGGGUGCCGCCGUGGGAAUGCAGGAGAAGAAGAGACUACCAGUUGGUAAUUGGACUUCAGCUCUGAGCUUUGAAUUCUUGUAACAUAAAACUUUAGAAGUUGUGAAAUGUAUUUAAGACUGAAUUCUGUAAAUAGUAUUUGUUUUCUUUUUUUUUUUUUUUUACAAGUCCAAAUGAGUUGGUAAAGAUUGUUGAUGAGAUCCAAAACCACAAUAAGCCACUGUUAUUGUGAAUUUUUUGAUUUUAGUAUGAACAUUAUCUUCUCAGAAACAGAACAGUUUUAAGGGUGAUCGUUGUUGGUUAGACCAAAUGUUGUGUGAUAAUUAUGGUAGACUGAUGCUGGAAUUACUCUUGUGGGUAUAAACUUCUAUAUGGAGAAAAGAUUUCUCCCAGGAAAUCUUUGUACAGCUUUAAGUUGUCUCAGAUUCUCUGAAAACAUUUUUUAGAAAGCAAAACUUUUAUAUUUGUUCAAUUUCAGCUAUACCCAAGUAGAUUUACAUGUAUAUGAAGCAAAUAUUUUUUAAACCUUCUGUUUGUACAUAUUCUGCAUGUUUUAUAAUUUCAAAAUGCAUCACUUGCAUAGCUAUUUUUCCCACAAAGAUGAUGAAAGUUAGCAGAAGUAAAUCUUUUAUUCUGUAGGUCAUUGAAACUAAGUAAGCUGGCAGCUGGUUUUAUUGGAAUGACAAUGUUCUUGGAAGGAGCAGCUUACAAGAGAACUUGAAUUUACAAGUCUGCGAAAUCUAUGCUUUUUUGAAAAUUUCAUUGUGGGGACGUGAAACUGUAUUCUGUGCCUUCCAUCAUGAUUUCCACAUGAAAGCACUUUAAGGCACUGGAUUUUAAGAUGAUGUUUCUGGAAAACUCAAUGCAUAUGGGUUUCUGCAAUAUUUCAAGGACUUAGCCUCCCCUCCCCCAGGAAAUUAUUCUUAUGGAAGAAACUGCUUUUGUAUGUAGAACCAGAACUUUUGUACCACAGUGAUGCUAUAGAUACGUCUAAUGGACCUUUCCCUUCUCCUGUGACAGCUCUGCGUCUUCCUGUGACUUGCUCUCAUCAUAAUAUUGUUAAUUUCCACAAUUUAUUAAACUGCGGUAGAUGUUCAUUCUUUUUUGUAAAACAUCAAACCCCUUUUCCUUGCUUUAUUUUUUAAUGUUUUAUUGCUUUAUGAAAAUGUUUAACCUGAAAACCCCUCUAGAUUACCUAUACUGUAUAAAGAAGCAAUUACCCUUAAAACUGUACUCUGGCCUACUUUUCUAUUUUACAAUUAAAUAUCUUUUCCACAUA